AUGGAACUAAUCCCACACUUCAUUUACAACGCCCACAGGGAAACAAACGUCUGCGCGGCUGAUUCGACACCACCUGGUCUUAUUUUAAAAUGCAUCUUUAAAUGUAUUUGUAUGCAGGUAUUCAUGAUACUAUCAAUGUGUUGCUUUAGUAUAUACGUAUUAAUUAACGUAAACUACAGAGAAACCAAGGCAUAGUUUCCAAAUGUACUUUGCGGAAAGUCGUGUCCCGAAUAUUUUUACUUACAUGCCCGGGCGAUUUGGUCUUGCACAUGAAAUGGAGAUAUUUUGAAUCAUAUACCGAAGAGUGGUUUAGCUACAAACAUGAAGAUAGCUGUAGAAGGCUGCUGUCAUGGCGAGCUGGACAAAAUCUACGAGACCAUUAGUUAUCUGGAGGAAAGAGAGGGCAUUAAGGUGGACCUGUUGCUCUGCUGUGGAGACUUCCAGGCUGUACGCAAUGAGGGGGACAUGAAGUGUAUGGCAGUGCCCAUGAAGUACAGGCAAAUGCAAACCUUCUACAAAUAUUACUCUGGGGAAAAGAAGGCUCCUGUACUGACUAUCUUUAUCGGUGGAAAUCAUGAAGCUUCCAACCAUCUUCAAGAGCUUCCUUAUGGGGGGUGGGUUGCUCCGAAUAUUUACUACUUGGGCUAUGCAGGUGUGGUGUGUUACAGAGGCGUCCGCAUUGGUGGUCUGUCAGGAAUCUUCAAAUACCACGAUUACAGAAAAGGACACUACGAGUUUCCACCAUACUCCCAAGAUACACUGCGUAGUGUCUACCACAUCAGGAACAUUGAUGUCUUCAAACUUAAACAGAUCCAGAUGCCCAUGGAUGUGUUUCUGACUCACGACUGGCCACAAGGGAUCUACAACUAUGGCAGCACUCAGCAGCUGGUGAGCAAGAAGAAGUUUCUCAGGGAGGAGGUGGAGUCUGGCACCUUGGGGAGUCCCCCAGCUGCAGAACUCCUCGCCCACCUCAGACCGGCCUACUGGUUCUCCGCACAUCUCCACGUCAAGUUCGCCGCUCUCAUGGAGCACGGGGCUAAAGAUCAGAGUGCUCCUCGGACAACUAAGUUCCUAGCCCUGGAUAAAUGCCUACCUCAUAGAGACUUCUUGCAGGUUCUUGAGGUGGCGGAGCGACCAGGUACCUCUGACCGCCUGGAGUACGAUGCAGAGUGGCUGGCUAUCCUGAAGGCCACUGAUAACCUCCAGAACGUCUCCCCUAACUUCUGGGCUCCUCCUGAGGACAACGGACUACAUGCCAAGUGGGACUUCAGCGUUUCCGAAAGCGAGUUGACGGAAGCUGUGGGAGCCUUAGGGGGUGACCUCUCCAUUCCGGAGAACUUCUCUCUCACCGUCCCCUCGUACAACCCCGCCAACCCUCAGCCCCACACGCCACCAACUUACAGCGUAAACCCACAGACCACAGAGCUCUGUGCCACCCUCGGGCUGACGGACAUUUACGCUCAGGUUAGUCAAACCAAGCCCAUGGGAGGAGGUGGCAUGAAGACCGAGUACAAGGACAUCUCCAGCAGUUUUGACGAUUUUUCCACAAACCCCACUGACACGUCAGAGCUGUCCACCUCCGUCAACCCAGAUGAAAUAACUAUCGAGGAGGAAUGGGACGAGGACGAAGGGGGGGACGACGACGACCAUGGAACCGAGAAAAGGCCGACUGAUGACGCUGUUCCUGAUAGUGGAGCUGGAGCUGGCUGUGUUGUUGACGUGGACGAGUUAUUUAGUUCGCCCUCGUCAGGGGCACAAAGCAGAAACCAACUCCUACUUCCACCCCCGUCCACAACCAAGAAUGACGACUUUGCCCAGUCUCCUGACCGCCCCUCGUUACAGCUUCCUUCACCCACCCAGGCCUCGGAUGACGCCCAGCUCUUAGGUGCGCAGGGAGAUGAGGAUAGGCAGCAGCUGAAAGUCCACAAACGAUCUAGUGAUGAAACAUGUGUUGGUAAAAACAGUGGACUAAAGAUUAAGAGGAGAAACCAAAUAAUUUACACUGCUAAGGAUGAGGACGAUGACGAUGAUAAUUAAGUGUUUCAUCUUUCUUUCUUCCUUGCUUUCAUUCAUUCUUGCUUCCUUCCUUUCUGCUGAACCUAUUUGCUGUAAAAUUCUUCUGUGAAAUGAUUUUUUUAAAUCUUUUAUAGACAUGUGACAUAAUGUUGAACAUUUCUGGAGCAAUAACUGGUUUCAAUUAACGAUGACUACGACUCAGAUUUUCAUAUUGUUUUGGAUCUUUUUUUAGUGAAUAUAAUGCUUUUUUGCAUCCACAAUGUGUUUGUCUUAAUCUUGGAUGCACAACUUUCCAGUGCUGUCUAUAAUUUUGUCACCUCAUUUGUCAAGUCCAUAAUGUUGUCGCACCCUUGUAAGUUUUGUUUUCGUAAAGGCAGAUGGGAUGUGUCUCAGAUGUUUCAGUCAGAUUUUGACAACAUUGCAUCUUUUGUGUCGUUUUGAUUAUUUGUCAUUUUCUGAAAAUAAAUGUUCUAAAUGUCA
Molecule: messenger RNA, 2496 nt
Organism: Engraulis encrasicolus (European anchovy)
Lineage: Eukaryota; Metazoa; Chordata; Actinopteri; Clupeiformes; Engraulidae
Gene: dbr1
Product: debranching RNA lariats 1
Exons: 9
Coding region: 322-2037 (571 amino acids)
Biological process (GO): mRNA splicing, via spliceosome
Cellular component (GO): nucleus
Molecular function (GO): RNA lariat debranching enzyme activity
Source: RefSeq, a predicted model, not a curated record